AUGUCAUCCUUGCCACCUUCUUCUUCGACCAACAACAACAUUUUCGACAAGAUCUGGCAAGCAGAUGAAAAUCGACUCACUCCCUUCUCAUCAAAACCCACUCAAUUUGUCUCUCCAUUCAUUACACUCGUUUGCAGUACUCAAAGGAAAAAACAAAAUCCAAAUUUCAAUUUAUUCCGACUCUAUAAAUUCGAUUCCACUAAAAAGCAAUAUGUACUCUCGAGUGUUCGUGAAUUCAUCACAGAAGCGUCGUCAACAACAUCUUACAAGACCUAUGCAUUGAUUUACAAGUUGUUCGAUAACUAUAAUUUGGAUCAACUCGAUCGAGAAGAAAACACUCCACUAGAAGAGAGUGAAAUUUCAAACUUUUUAGAUUCCAUUUUGGAAACUAAAUGUAUGAAAGUAUUGGCUCAGGACUAUUUGAAAAUGACAAAGAAAGAAGUGAAAAAAAAGCUUUAUGAGAUUUGGUUCACUCAGUAUGAUUUGGGAAAGAAUAGAGAUUUGAGUGGUUUUGAACAUUGUGUGGUUGGUGAGAAGAAUGGUUCGAAUGUGAGUGGAUACCAUUUUUGGUUUAAGUAUCUCGUGGAUGAUUCCAAUGACAACUUUACUGGCCAAGACAUGAUCAAUUUCGUUGGACGAUUGGACAAGGAGACGACUCCCGAUUAUGUCUGUAUUCGUUUCAAACAAGAAGAGGAGAAAGACAACACACAUCAUGGCAACGAGAAUGAACAACCUCUCUUUAAAUCCUGUGGUAGUUUUUGGGUUGGUAUUUCACCUGAAUGUUUCAUGGCCUUGUGUACGGUGGCACAUUUGGAGCAUUUGAAAGGUCAUCAGAAAUUAUUAUCGAAUGUGGUGGUGAAUGGAAAUUCCUAUGUGGUGAAUGUAUUUUCUGAAGGUGGUUAUCCAAGAUCUGUUUAUCCUGCUCUGAAUGAAAGUGUCUGA
This is a messenger RNA of Naegleria fowleri, 942 nucleotides long. RefSeq lists its product as uncharacterized. The record is from RefSeq and is a predicted model, not a curated record. The transcript has 2 exons. Gene Ontology annotation, molecular function: RNA endonuclease activity. NCBI's taxonomy places the organism in Eukaryota, Heterolobosea, Eutetramitea, Acrasida, Naegleriidae. Bases 1 to 942 code for a protein of 313 amino acids.